UUCCGCACGUGAGCUGGGUGCUGGUCUGGCCGGCGACGCGCGUGCCCUGUGGCCAAACACUGCCCGGAGUGAGAGCAAACUACCAGCGCAGUGGGGCCGGCGCAAGUGUGCGUGUGCAUGUGUGUGCGUGUGUGUGCGAGAGGGCGAGCGAGCGCGGUGUGGGGGGACCAACUGCUUCACACUUUCAACACUGCACUGAAGAGGGAGAGCGAGAGAGAGAGACUGGAGACGCACAGAUCCCCCCAAGAUCUCCUAAGGCUACCGUCCCACAGAUUAGAGAACAGAGCCCCAAAAAUCGAAAGAGAGGAAACGGACAGCGGUUGAACAUGGACGAAGGAAUUCCUCAUUUGCAAGAGAGACAGUUACUGGAACAUAGAGAUUUUAUAGGACUGGACUAUUCCUCUUUGUAUUUGUGUAAACCCAAAAGAAGCAUGAAGCGAGACGACAGCAAGGACACCUACAAAUUGCCGCACAGAUUAAUAGAAAAGAAGAGAAGAGACCGAAUUAAUGAAUGCAUUGCUCAGCUGAAAGAUUUACUGCCUGAACAUCUGAAAUUGACAACCCUGGGGCACCUGGAGAAAGCUGUAGUCUUGGAAUUAACUUUGAAACACUUAAAAGCUUUAACAGCCUUAACGGAGCAGCAGCAUCAGAAGAUAAUUGCUUUACAGAAUGGGGAGCGAUCUCUGAAAUCGCCCAUUCAGUCCGACUUGGAUGCGUUCCACUCGGGAUUUCAAACAUGCGCCAAAGAAGUCUUGCAAUACCUCUCCCGGUUUGAGAGCUGGACACCCAGGGAGCCGCGGUGUGUCCAGCUGAUCAACCACUUGCACGCCGUGGCUACUAAGUUCUUGCCCACCCCCCAGCUGUUGACUCAACAGGUCCCUCUGAGCAAAGGCACGGGCGCCCCCUCGGCAGCCCCCCCCGCCG
Molecule: messenger RNA, 924 nt
Organism: Tupaia belangeri chinensis (Chinese tree shrew)
Lineage: Eukaryota; Metazoa; Chordata; Mammalia; Scandentia; Tupaiidae
Gene: BHLHE41
Product: basic helix-loop-helix family member e41
Biological process (GO): regulation of DNA-templated transcription
Molecular function (GO): protein dimerization activity; DNA binding
Source: RefSeq, a predicted model, not a curated record